This is a messenger RNA of Lactuca saligna, 2044 nucleotides long. NCBI's taxonomy places the organism in Eukaryota, Viridiplantae, Streptophyta, Magnoliopsida, Asterales, Asteraceae. The record is from the annotation of a GenBank genome assembly.
CACGUGUCUUGAUAUUUAUAGAAAAAUAUUUAUAGAAAAAGGAAGCUGAUAUUGCCAGGUAUUUUUUUAUAUUUCCACUGAAAUAAAUAGAGAUUUACGAUUAUGCGCCUAUUCAAUUAAAAGAGAGCGACUUUAUUUUGUUUAAAAAAGGCACACCAACACAGAAGCAGAAAACACAGAAAGAUCUGUUCCAUCAAAACCAGUGUUGAGAAUUUGGUGUUCAUGGGAAGCUGAUAUUCAACACGCGGAUAUUCUCUGUUUUUUGCAUCUAUGAAGUGGGGGUGGCUAGAUUUUUGUUGAAUUGGAGAGAUGUUAGAUCAAAACGCCUUGUUUCAGAUGAUCAGGGAAUACCCCUACGAAGUUAUUUGUCAGAUACUUUGAUACAAAGGAAGAAUAGAAAGAAGAGAGAUAAGAAAUGUCGACGAUUUAUAUUACUGCCAGAAAUGCGGUUAUUUCAACAUUACUAGGCGUCGUUGUGUUGCUGCAGGCGGUUUCUGGGUUUCCGGCGAUUCUCACUCUGGAAAGAGCUUUUUCGGUGAAGCAUAGAAUUAAAUUGAGUGAACUUAUAUAUAGAGACAAUUUGAGACACGGUAGGAUGUUACUGAAGGAUACCUCUCCAAAAGGGGUUAUUGGGUUUGUUGCUGAAGGAAGUUAUGAUCUUCGUGUUGCUGGGUUGUAUUACACAAAAGUAAAACUGGGAACUCCUUCAAAGGACUAUUAUUUACAAAUUGACACCGGAAGUGACGUGUCAUGGGUUAGUUGCAGAUCGUGCAAUGAUUGCCCAACAUCAAGUGGAUUUAACAUUCCUAUUACAUUCUAUGACCCUUCAAGCUCAUCAACAUCUUCUCCUAUCUCAUGUUCAGACCAAAGAUGUCCUCAAGCGAGUCAAACUUAUGAUUCUAGCUCAUGUUUGAAUAAUCAUUGCACUUACACAAUUCAAUAUGGAGAUGAUAGUGCAACAUCUGGUCAUUAUGUAUCUGACUUGAUGCAUUUUAAGAUUAUUGUUAGUGGUACCGAAACAGAAUUAUCAAAUACUUCAGCUUCAAUUGUAUUUGGUUGUGGCACAAUUGAAUCGGGGGUCUUAACCACACCUGAUAGCGCACUUGAUGGGAUUUUGGGAUUAGGUCAGCAAGGUAGGUCUAUCAUAUCCCAACUUUCUUCGCAAGGGAUUACUCCUAAUUCCUUCGCACAUUGUCUUGCUGAUGGAGGUGGGCUUUUGGUUAUUGGUCAACCAAUGGUGCCAUAUAUAGUAUUUACUCCACUUGUUAAAUCACAGGGGUAUUAUAGUAUAAGUUUGCAAAGUAUUUCGGUCAAUGAUAAAAUGUUGUCAAUUGAUCCAUCGGUAUUUGCAAUAAAUGAUGAUAAAGCAGGAACAAUUGUUGAUUCAGGAACAACUUUGGCAUACCUCACGGAAGAGGCUUACACCACUUUUGUAGAUGCAAUCACAAAGUCGGUUUCACUCUCCGUACAACCACAUACAUCAAACGGAAAUACUUGCUAUUCAAUUACUUCAAGUGUAUCUAAUAUAUUUCCCAUCGUAAGUUUGAACUUUGUCGGGGGUGCUUCAAUGCAUUUAAGACCUCAAGACUACCUUUCUCACCAAAGCUCCAAGAGUGGGGCUGAGGUGUGGUGCAUGGGCUUUCAGAGGAGUCACCAGAAAGGAAUCACUAUUUUAGGAGACCUUGUUCUUAAGGACAAGUUUAUUGUUUAUGAUUUGGAUGCUCAACGGAUCGGAUGGGCACGUUAUGAUUGUUUUUCAAUUGUACAAGUCUCCUCCAACUCAAGUAGCAGUAGCGGUGAAGCUGUAACCCCCAGUCAGAUUAGUGGUGGCAGAUCAUUGGGGAUUAGAAGUCGACAACAAAUUCCGGUCAUUGUUAUUUCCUCCAUAAUAUACCUGACUAUGAUGUUUAUUGGUUUUCAAGCUACUAGAAUGUCCCUUUAAUUUAAUAUGUAUGUUUUUAUUUUAGAAGCUAGUGGAUAUGAAAUAACAUUGUACUUGAAUUCAUAAAAGCAAAUACAUGUUCAUGUGAAUGAAAAGUCCAAC